AUGUUUGGAUUAUUUACAAUGUUCUAUGGCUUCUUACUAAUUGGAAAUGCCUUGGUGAUUUUAGAUGACAAGAGGUUUUUAUCUAAAAUAGGAUUACCCUUAUCACAAGAACAUAGGAACUUUUUAGGAGAGAAAAGAAAAAAGAUUGUUGAUCUUCUAAACGGGUUGAGGACAGUAUUAAGAAUACCACUUAUAAUUGUUAAUAUAUUGUGUAUCAUUUAUGAGUUACUUUUAGGAAAUUAA
Messenger RNA from Vairimorpha ceranae, 243 nucleotides. RefSeq names its product protein transport protein yos1. Bases 1 to 243 code for a protein of 80 amino acids. The transcript has a single exon. Gene Ontology annotation, biological process: endoplasmic reticulum to Golgi vesicle-mediated transport. The record is from RefSeq and is a predicted model, not a curated record. Gene Ontology annotation, cellular component: endoplasmic reticulum membrane; Golgi membrane; COPII-coated ER to Golgi transport vesicle. Lineage: Eukaryota; Fungi; Microsporidia; Nosematidae.